AUGAGCGUCAAGAAUGAAGAUACACGACUGUCCGGCGACGAAGUGUUUUCCGAGGCAGCUCAUCCGACAGCCGAGGAUGGCUCGGAAAGCUCGGAACGAAAGCCGAUGCCGGAGGGAGGGCUGGAGGGUUGGUUGAGUGUCCUGGCUGGGUUCUGUGUGUUUGUUAAUUCAUGGGGGUUAAUAAGCUGCUAUGGCGCGUUUCAGGAAUUCUACGAGACCGUCCUCCUCCCGGGCAAGUCCCCAUCGACGAUCUCAUGGAUCGGAAGCAUCCAGGCCACGCUGAUCGUCAUGGUUGGCAUCAUCACCGGUCCCAUGGUUGACUCGGGAUACCUUCGCCCUUUGAUCAUUGUCGGAUCCUUCCUGGUCGUGUUCGGGAUGAUGAUGCUCAGUCUAGCGACGGAAUACUACCAGGUCCUACUCGCGCAAGGCUUCUGCGUGGGCAUGGGCGGUGGCAUCACCUACAUCCCCGCCCUAGUCGUGAUAUCCUCGCACUUCACCACCAAGCGUCCCAUCGCCAUCGGCUGCGCAUCCAUCGGCUCCAGCGUCGGCAGCGUCAUCUUCCCCAUCAUGUUCCGCAGACUCCAGCCGCAUAUCAACUUCCCCUGGAGCGUCCGCUGCAUCGCCUUCAUCAACCUGUUCCUCGCCUUUAUUACAUGCGUCAUCCUCUGUCGUCGACCCGGCACCAAAACCCGCACCAGAAACCUGAUCGAGUGGAAAGCCCUAACCCACAUCCCCUUCAUGCUGCUCUCCGUCUCCAUGACCUGCGUAAUGCUAGCCUACUACGUCCCCAUCUUCUACAUCGCCACAUAUGCCCGCUCGGCCCUGGGCACGCCAACCAGCCUCUCCAUCUACCUGGUCUCCAUCACGAAUGGCGCGUCGGCGUUCGGCCGCACCGUCCCGUAUCUCGUUGGCUCCCGCGUCAGGCCAAUCUGUAUCCUGAUUGCUUGUACGGCGGCCGCGUCCGUGGCAAUGUUCACCUGGAUCGCGACCACCAACACGGCUGGCUUCAUCGUCUGGGCCUGCUACUGGGGCUUCUUGAGCGGGGUGCUGGUCACCGCGCCGACGUCGAUCGUCGCCCAUCCGGCUUUCUGUCCUGAUACCGAUUACCUCGGCACCAGGAUGGGGAUGAUGUGGGGGAUCAGCUCGGUAGGGUCAUUGGCCGGUACGCCCAUUGCGGGCGCCUUGGUGGAUCUAAAUACCGCAGACUUUCUGCGCGCACAGAUCUUCGCGGGAUGUUUGAUGGUUGCGGCUUUCGUGCUGCAGAUCUGGCCGACGCUCGUCGUGGUCAGGACGGACCGCAUCCGGAAUCAAGAUGGGGAUAAGGAUGAGACGAGCUAGUUCCUUGAAUCGCAGUACCCAUGGCCAGAGAUAUCCGACCCGUGUUGCAGAAUCCAGAUUGAUAGAGGGACUAGCUAGAUAGAUUCCGGAUCAGAACCCUACUUCCCCGCCCGUGUGGUGUGUCUGUCGAGAUAUCUCCCCCUCAUCUAACUAUUCCGAUCUAUAUGACGAUCCCUUAUCACAAACCAUCUAUCUAGCCAGUAACCCUAUCCCACACCCUACCUAAAGUACCAUAAUAUUAGCCCUGCCGUAGUCCGGCUUACUGUACUGUUUUCC
Messenger RNA from Aspergillus heteromorphus CBS 117.55, 1614 nucleotides. Its product is annotated as putative MFS monocarboxylate transporter. Gene Ontology annotation, molecular function: transmembrane transporter activity. Gene Ontology annotation, cellular component: fungal-type vacuole membrane. The coding region runs from base 1 to 1338 and encodes 445 amino acids. Gene Ontology annotation, biological process: transmembrane transport. The record is from RefSeq and is a predicted model, not a curated record. NCBI's taxonomy places the organism in Eukaryota, Fungi, Ascomycota, Eurotiomycetes, Eurotiales, Aspergillaceae. The transcript is spliced from 3 exons.